AUGUGCAGCGGCUCUGCAAAUGGGACCAUGAUGGAAUUCUCGUCGUUGUCGUUGCUGGAGCUAAAGAAGCAGCAGGCGUCGCUGCUUUUUAUCGCCUGGGACGACGACGAGUUUGGCCGCAUCGAAUGUGUCCAGCUUCGCCCCAUUCUUUACGCCCUCUUCCCCUCUGAGGGGACGACGACUGCGCUUAGUUUGCGUGAGAUACGUGAUGCAUUCGCUGUGGCGGUUGGACAGCCGUGGUCGCCGAAGCGUCGCGUGACGCUUUCGGAGGUUCUUGCCGUGGUGGAUGCGCUGUGGGCCUCCCCCGAGCGGCGUCUGCGGAUGGUGCGGGCGUGCCUGCGCGGCGUGUUCGCCUCCGUGUUUGGAGCGCAGCGGGUGGUGUCGAAGGCGGCGCUCGUGGAGGCGGGGAGGAGCAUGACGGGCGCAGCUGCGGCUGCCGGCGUAGCGGAGUCUAUUCUCCGCAGUGCGUCUGCCACCGCCUCAUGCGACACGGUGGAUGUGGAGAGCUUCUGUGAGCUGCUGCUGCCUUCGAUGGGGUGCUAG
Molecule: messenger RNA, 543 nt
Organism: Trypanosoma grayi
Lineage: Eukaryota; Euglenozoa; Kinetoplastea; Trypanosomatida; Trypanosomatidae
Exons: 1
Coding region: 1-543 (180 amino acids)
Source: RefSeq, a predicted model, not a curated record